Echinops telfairi (small Madagascar hedgehog) is the source of this 1609-nucleotide messenger RNA. RefSeq names its product probable small intestine urate exporter. Lineage: Eukaryota; Metazoa; Chordata; Mammalia; Afrosoricida; Tenrecidae. Gene Ontology annotation, biological process: monoatomic anion transport; transmembrane transport. The transcript has 11 exons. The record is from RefSeq and is a predicted model, not a curated record. Gene Ontology annotation, molecular function: transmembrane transporter activity.
AUGGAGCUUGGAGUUUGUGCUGUCCGUUAUGGGCUGGCCCUCAUUUUACAGAUCUGUAAUUUUACAAUUUAUACUCAACAACUGAACAUGAGCAUUGCCAUCCCAGCCAUGGUGAACCAUACGACCGCAUCUAGCCCUCCCAACACCUCCACAGAAAGACCCUCCACUAACCAAAGACAAAUAAAUAAUGAGAUUCUCUGUGUCCUUUAGGGCCCCGUGUAUGACUGGAGUCCUGAAAUCCAGGGAAUCAUUCUCAGCUCUCUGAACUAUGGCGCCUUCCUGGCUCCAAUCUGUAAUGGUUAUGUGGCUGGAAUAUUUGGCGCCAAACGUGUGGUUGGUGCUGGCUUGUUCAUUUCCUCGGUUUUGACCAUCUUCAUUCCACUGGUCGCUGGCACUGGAGUGGCACUGCUCAUUGUCAUUCGGGUUGUCCAAGGCAUUUCCCAGGUUAUGGUAACAACAGGUCAGUAUUCAAUUUGGGUCAAGUGGGCUCCUCCAUUGGAAAGAAGUCAACUCAUCACCAUUGCUGCAUCAGGGGCCCUGUUGGGAUCCUUCACUGCCUUUGCUGUUGGUGGUCUCCUCUGCCAGACCAUAGGAUGGCCUUCCACUUUCUACAUCUUUGGAGGAGUUGGCUGCAUCUGUUGUCUUCUCUGGUUUCCUCUGGUUUAUGAUGAUCCCGUGAGUCAUCCCUUUAUCAGCACGGGUGAGAAGGAGUACAUUGUGUGCGCACUGGCAGAUCAGGAUGCUUCGCCAGGCUGGUCUCUUCCCAUCAAAGCUAUGAUGCAAUCCUUACCACUUUGGGCCAUUUUAGUCUUUUAUUUCUGUCACAACUGGCCUUUUUAUAUCAUGAUGGCAUACACCCCGACAUACAUCAACUCUGUACUUCAAGCUAGCCUCAUAGAUAGUGGAAUCGUGUCUGCCCUGCCGUUUAUAUCGGGCUUCAUUUGCAUUAUUCUCGGAGGGCUCUUGGCAGAUUUUCUCCUCUCCAGAAAAAUCCUCAGACUUAUCACCAUAAGGAAGCUCUUCACUGCCAUCGGAUCUCUCCUCCCUUCCAUGCUCAUGGUCUCCCUGUACUGGGUCAGAUCCAGCGCCAGUGCCACCGUGGCCCUCCUGGUCCUCUCUCCGGGCCUCAGCAGCCUCUGUGACUCGGGAGCCUUGGUUAACAUCCUGGAUAUUGCUCCUCGAUACACUGGCUUCCUCAAGGGACUGUCACAAGUCUUUGCACACACCGCUGGGGCCAUCUCUCCCACGGUGUCUGGAUUUUUCCUCAGUCAGUAUGCAGAAUUGGGCUGGAGACAUGUCUUCUUGCUUUCGGCUGCUGUGAAUGUAUCCGGCCUGAUCUUCUACCUCAUCUUCGGCAAAGCAGACAUUCAGGACUGGGCGAAAGAGCAGACAGUCACCCACUUCUGAGCUCACAGAGUGAUGGACGAGAGCCACACAAUCAUCUCUGCCUCCCUUUUCCUCAUGGAUCCCCGUUGGCGCUUGCUUGAGGGAUUAGAGACUCAAUAUGAAUGUAUUUGUUUCCAGUGUCUUCUCAGAGAGACUCUGCUGAUUGUUUUACUCCAGAGUCUUCCAAGGGAUUUUACAGGGAAAUAAAGAGCUCGUGAAGGCA